AUGGGGAGCCCCGGGGAGCCCCUGAGCGCGCUGUUCCGCUGGUACAUCUAUGCCAUCCACGGCUACUUCUCGGAGGUGAUGUUCACGGCCACGUGGGACUUCAUCCUGGACCAGGACUGGAGGUUCCGGGGAGUCAGCAGCGUAUGGGCCCUCUUCAUCUACGGGACGUGUGGCUUGGUCCUGGAGCAGCUCUACCUGCGCCUGAAGGCGAUCUGCCGCCUCCCGACCCGCGGCGCCCUCUACACCGCCUGCAUCUACCUCUGGGAGUUUGCCACGGGCUACCUGCUGCGCCACUUCGGCGCCUGCCCCUGGGACUACAGCCACUUCCACUACAACUUCAUGGGCCUGGUCACCCUGGAGUACUGCGUCUUCUGGUUCGUGGGCUCGCUGCUGCUGGAGCAGGUGGUCAUCCGGAACGUGCUGCGACUCAGACUGGACGUGGCCUGGAAGCCCGGCAAUCAUCCGGUCACCAGUUUUGGACUGAAAGAUGACUGA
This is a messenger RNA of Python bivittatus (Burmese python), 495 nucleotides long. Its product is annotated as transmembrane protein 229B-like. The record is from RefSeq and is a predicted model, not a curated record. NCBI's taxonomy places the organism in Eukaryota, Metazoa, Chordata, Lepidosauria, Squamata, Pythonidae.